GUUGAGCUGUCUGCACACCCAUUCUUGUUGACGGGAUCCACUUUGCAUACUGAAUGGCAGGGUCGAAUGAGAGAAGGAUAGUGCUGCUGGGGAAAACUGGAGAUGGGAAAAGCAGUUCAGGAAACACCAUCCUUGAAGAAAAGAUAUUCCCUGUGUCUAGUGGACCUAAACCCAUCACACAGCAAUUUGAUGUCAGAGGGAAAAUCAUCAAUGGGAAGAAAAUCAAAGUAAUUGACACCCCAGGAUUUUUUGACUCAGAUUUAGCUGAUGAAACCUUGAGCCCUGAGAUUGUAAAAUGCAUCUCUGAAUGUUUACCUGGCCCCCAUUCUUUUGUGAUGGUGCUUCGUGCCGGUAGAUACACCUCACAUGAAAAGAUGAUUAUCAAGCGCUUCACAGAGACAUUCGGGGAGGACUUCUUCAAACACACAGUGGUAUUAUUCACCUGUGGUGAUAACCUGGACGAUUGUCAGAGGAUUGAAGAAUUUGUCGAGGAGAGUGAGGAGCUGAAGGUGCUGGUGCAGAAGUGUGGAGGCCGCUGUCAUGUGAUCGACAACAGGUACUGGAAGCAGGAGCACGAGUACAGGAGCAACAGGGUUCAGGUGGAGAAGCUCCUGAACACCAUCGAGGAGAUGGUCACACAGAAUGGAGGAGGAUGCUACACUAAUGAAAUAUGGCAAAGAAUUGAGGAAGAUGCACAGGCUGAGGUUAAGAGACUGAGGGGUAAGCAGAAGGGAAACCUCAGUGAUGCCAUCAGACAACAGGCUACAAAAAGUGUUUUAGAUAGACUCUUGAUAGAGUUGGCAGGGAUCUCCACAGGUGCAAUUAUAGGAGGUGUAUUUGGUUGCAUUUGUGUGAGUGGUUUAGGUCAUGGAGCAAUGUUGGUUGGGGGUGUUUCAGUCAUUGUAGGGGGUAUCUUUGGGCACGAGGGAGCUCAAGAUGCAGAAACACCAAGUGAAGCAGUGAAGAACACAGUUCAAAUAACUUGUGACACUGCACAAUUUGUCAUAUCAGGCAUAGAAAAAAUUCAAUUGGAGAGACAAAUGAAGAAGUAGCCAUAGUGCUCUACCGGUUCCAGUUUUCCAGAAUCUUUUUCCUUUACUCUGCAGCCCUGAUGCCUUCACCAUCUCAUGCGUGGAUUUCUGCAAUGGUGUCCUGUGGAGUUGUAAACCGGCUCCAAACCACCUGCCUGUGGUUUCACUUGUACCAAGCCCUGGCAGCAUAUGACCCCCACAUGCACUUUCAGUGGCUUCCAGUCAAGUCACUCCUCCUCCCCACCGAGACCCUAAUUGACCUAUACGUUACCUAUACGUGUCCACCCCUACACCUCAUCCUGAAAUGCGAAGUCUACGGACAAGUGCUGCACUCCCACUCUUUGGAACUCAUUCCCAUCUGAUAUCUGCAAUCAUGCAAUGCCAUUUCCCUGGAUAUAUCCCCCCCCCCCCAGCAUGCAUAUUUUAUGCGUUCUUUCCCCCUAUCUUCCCAGAACUUGUUAUAUUCCGUUCAAAUAAUUUGGUUAAAUAAAAACAUGUCUAGAACACAACUAAGUAAGUAUGCAAGCAAAUGCCUACAAUUACAUCUACGGUUGAAAUGUUCAAACAUAAAUUCUACAUCAUCUUUUGGCUUUUCAUCUUAGUUUAACUAUGAGAAAAUUAGGGGGACAUCCAACCUUCAAGAGAAGCAAAUGUGUUCUGAAAAUAAUAAUUUAUUUUCCUUUUGUUGAAAUCAAGGUCCAUGGAUGAGAUUGCUGU
Molecule: messenger RNA, 1748 nt
Organism: Sardina pilchardus (European sardine)
Lineage: Eukaryota; Metazoa; Chordata; Actinopteri; Clupeiformes; Clupeidae
Product: GTPase IMAP family member 7-like
Exons: 2
Coding region: 54-1052 (332 amino acids)
Molecular function (GO): GTP binding
Source: RefSeq, a predicted model, not a curated record